AUAUAUAACAAAGUCAAUAGCCACUUUACUCUUCUCAUACUUUUCUCUGAGAAUUGAUGAGAUAGAAGCAAUCGAUGGAGUUGGGAAAUAGAUGGUCUCUUCGAGGAGAAACAGCCUUGGUCACUGGUGGAUCCAAAGGGAUAGGGUGUGCUAUUGUGGAAGAACUGGCAAGAUUUGGAGCAGCAGUUCAUACGUGUGCCAGGAAUGAAGCAGAGCUGAAAGAGAGUUUGCAGAAAUGGAGAGAUCCGAAGCUUCAGGUGACUGGUUCGGUCUGUGACGUCUCGUCCUCGGAAGAGAGGGAGAAGCUGAUAAAGGAAGUCAGCGCCAUCUUCAACGGCAAACUCAAUAUCCUGGUUAAUAAUGUAGCGUUUGGUUACAUUAAACCAGUUUUAGAGGUGACUCAAGAGGACUACAAGCACACCAUGAACACCAACUUGGAAGCUGGUUUCCAUUUGAGUCAACUCGCUCAUCCUCUUCUCAAGGCAUCCGGACGGGGCAAUAUCGUCUUUAUCUCCUCAAUUGCUGGUCUCGAAGGAUACUCUUCUAUAUCCAUCUAUGGAUCAUCUAAAGGAGCCAUGAAUCAACUUACUAGAUGCCUCGCUUGCGAAUGGGCUAAGGACAAUAUUCGUAUCAAUUGUGUUGCUCCCGGUAUCAUCAAUACGCCGAUGGCUCAGUGGUUCACGGAGAACGAAGAACUGGUAGCGAAGUGGUGUCAUCGUGCUCCGCUUGGGCGUGUGGGAGAGCCUGAGGAAGUGGCAGCUUCGGUUGUUUUUCUUUGCCUUCCUUCUUCCUCUUUUAUCACCGGUCAAGUGAUUGCCGUCGAUGGAGAUGUUGAACGCAUUGGUCAUAUUGGGGGACACUCAAGUUGGCUAGUUUGGAUCUAGACUUGACCUUCGCUGAUGCACUGUUGAAUUUGGUGGAUCAAGUGAGUGCUACUAACCCAAGAGUUGUUGAACCCGAGUAAACCAAGUUUUGAACCGGUUCAAGUGGAGUUCAAAUUCCCAAUCUCGACACAGUGAACAGUGGCUUGCGCUAUUGUUCACCGUGCCGUCUUCGCCAUCUCCAACGAGCAGAACGCAAGCACCUUCCACAACCAGACCUUCGUUCAAGAUCUGUCAUCACCGGCGGCAUUCCGAGUUUCCGGCGACCAUCGUCCGAGUUUCAGAUCACGGCAGAGGGAGGUUUCUCUGCCACGAUCCUUGCAAUCCGCAAUCCACAGGUGAACUCAGAUCGGGGGAGUUUUCCCGACUUGAGGGGUUCUAUCAGGAAAUAGGAGUUUCGGAGGAGUUUUUCUGGAGUUCCUGCUUCCAAUCCAUUUCCCGAUUCAUUUGCGACUUCGUAAUCAAUCCGAUCAAUCGAUUGGCGAUCACGAUUCAUUCCACUUCCCCUGUUCUUCAGGCGAUGAGCACUUAAUGAGAUUGCGAGCUUGUAGGGAGGUUUCUGCGAGCUUCGCAUUUCUUUAUUACCAACCGAGAACCUAAAUCACUCCGACGAUUGCUCAAGGGAGUUUUGGAGAGCUUCUCUGCAAUUGGCAGAGAGACAAUGCUUAUGGCAGAGAGACCGUUCUUAAGCAUUGAUUUGAGUUUGUGGAUGUUUCUUUAUCUAGAUUUUAGAUUCAAUUGUUAGAUCUAUGCUUUAAUUUGUUUUCCUUUUCGAUGCACACAAAUCCAAACUCGAAUUCUGCAUUUUAGUUUAGGAAGAACUGCAAAUUUAGCUCUGUUGAUUUCC
Messenger RNA from Zingiber officinale, 1728 nucleotides. RefSeq names its product tropinone reductase homolog At2g29150-like. Lineage: Eukaryota; Viridiplantae; Streptophyta; Magnoliopsida; Zingiberales; Zingiberaceae. Bases 75 to 884 code for a protein of 269 amino acids. Gene Ontology annotation, molecular function: oxidoreductase activity. The record is from RefSeq and is a predicted model, not a curated record. The transcript has 6 exons.